GUCUCCAUGGCAACAGCAGGCUGUGGAGCCCUGAGCUUUGGCGGAGCCGGUGAUGGAUGGACGGAGGUAGUGAUGGCGGCCAGAGAUGUAUGACCAGCACAGGGAGGAUCAAGAAGAGGCCAGACAGAAGCUAACCCGAAGCAUCAUGCAGAACCCCGAGGGCGGGUCAGCGGCACUCCCCAGCAACCGCUGUGGCCAUACGGACGUCCACUUCAGCCCAAGCACCUGUCGUUCAGCCAGUCCUUCCAUCACAACAGCAACAGCUGUGGCCAUGCGGACGUCCACUUCAGCCCAAGCACCUGUGGUUCAGCCAGUCCCUGCAUCACAACAGCGAGUGUCAGUUCAGGCCACAGGCUCUUCCCAGAAGGGAGUGCAGGUGCAGCAGCUGUCUAGAGUGCAACAGGUCCCUCAGCAGGUGCAGCAGGUCCAGCAUCCAUACCCCUCCCAGGUGCAGUAUGUUGAAGGAGGAGAGGCCGUCUACCCCAAUGGCACCAUUCGCACUGCGUACUCCUACUACACUGAAGGCCAGUUGUACGGGCAGGGCAGCACCUACUUUGACUCCCAGACGGGGGGGACACAGGUGACCACUGUGGUUUCCUCAGCCAGCGGAGCGUCUCCCCACAGCAUGGUGGGCAUCACCAUGGACGUCGGUGGCAGCCAGAUCAUCUCCAGCGGCAGCGCCUAUCUCAUUCACGGCGGGAUGGAGGGAGGCCGGCACCUCACUUCACACUCCGCCCGGUCCUCCUCUGCAGCGCUUGAACUGGCGAUUGAAAACCUCCACAAGUCUGAAGGGAUUGCCUCUCACAAGAGCAGCCUGCUCAACAGACAUUUACAGUGGCUGCUGGAUAACUACGAGAUAGCAGACGGUGUGAGUUUGGCGCGGUGUUCCCUCUAUCACCACUACCUGCGCCACUGCCAAGAGCAGAAGCUGGACCCAGUCAAUGCCGCUUCUUUCGGAAAGCUCAUCCGCUCAGUCUUUAUGGGACUGCGCACACGCCGCCUUGGCACCAGAGGGAACUCGAAGUACCAUUACUAUGGCAUCCGUGUGAAGCCUGACUCUCCUCUGAGCCGACUGCAGGACGACAGUCAGUACAUGGCCAUGAGACAGCAGCCUGUCCACCAGAAACAGAGGUUUAAACCCCUGCAGAAAGUGAGCAUGAUGGGUGACGGACUCUCCGGCGGCUCUCAGCACUCCAGUGGCACGCCGGAGCAAAGUGUGGCUGCGCAGAGCCAGCACCACCAGCAGUUCAUAGACAUGUCUCAUGCCCUGCCCCCGUUUCCCUCUCUGGACCUGGGCUCCUGCCCACUGCCUGAGCGCAUCACCAUGAAUGACGUGAAAAAGCUACAGAGCAUCUACAGGGACCACUGUGAGGCUACUCUGGAUGUGGUGAUGAAUCUGCAGUUCCACCUCAUAGAGAAGCUGUGGCAGACUUUCUGGUAUUCAACAGCGCCAUCUAGUGACAGCACCACCACCAUUGUCCCCAACAGCGACGAGGAAAUCGAGGGGGUGAUCCCCAGUGAGAAGCUGAUUGCUCUGUGUAAGUUUGAGCCAGUGAAACAGUGGAUGAGGAGCUGCGAUCACAUCCUGUACCAGGCGCUGGUGGAAAUCCUCAUCCCGGAUGUUCUGCGGCCCGUUCCCAGUACUCUCACCCAAGCCAUCCGAAACUUCGCCAAGAGUCUGGAGAGCUGGCUGACCUCAGCCAUGAGUAACUUCCCCCAGGAGAUUGUGCGCACCAAGGCCGCAGUAGUGAGUGCGUUCGCGCAGACUCUGCGCAGGUACACCUCUCUGAACCACCUGGCGCAGGCGGCUCGAGCUGUGCUGCAGAACACCUCCCAGAUCAACCAGAUGCUCAGUGACCUCAACCGCGUGGACUUCGCCAACGUGCAGGAGCAGGCCUCAUGGGUGUGUCAGUGUGAUGAGAGUGUAGUGCAGCGUCUGGAGCAGGACUUUAAAGUGACCCUGCAGCAGCAGAGCUCUCUGGAUCAGUGGGCCGCCUGGCUGGACAACGUGGUGAGCCAGGUCCUGAAGCCACACGAGGGCAGCCCCAGCUUCCCCAGAGCUGCACGCCAGUUUCUCCUCAAGUGGUCCUUCUACAGCUCCAUGGUGAUCAGAGACCUGACACUGCGCAGUGCUGCCAGCUUCGGCUCCUUCCACCUGAUCCGGCUGCUGUAUGACGAGUACAUGUUUUACCUGGUGGAGCACCGCGUCGCCCAGGCAACCGGGGAGACGCCCAUAGCCGUGAUGGGAGAGGUUUGUCUGAAGUUCAGUGACCUCAGCUCAAUGAUGCCCCCACUGUUGGAGAAAGAUGCCUCGUUCUCUGAGGAUAUCAGUGACCUCGGCAGCGACGGUGACGUAUCUCGGGGAACGUGUGAGCCUGCAAUAAAGAGCGAGAGGAUCGAGAUCAACCACUCGUUGCAGGAGAUCUGAGAGCCGUCCAUCGAGACUGGCCACCGCUCUGCCUGCACGGACGCUGUACCCGUGCGAGUGUUGGGUGGUGGGAUUUUAUCAGUCGUCCUCAGAUUCCACCGUCCUUGCUAGCGAGCUGCGUUUUAACACUGAUUUUGGUUCCUAACGCGUACAGGAGUCUAGUUUUGUCCAGAGAGUUUCUAGUAGUUAAUCUACUUGAGGGUCUGUUUGUUUUCCUUUUGGGUCCUUCGUUUUCAGCCGUGCCUCUCCGAGCUCAGACGGAGCUCAGCGCCGUGUUUAAUUUGGGAUCUCCGUGCCAUAGUGUCCUUUCCAGUGCCUUAGAUGAGAGCAGAAAGCAGUCGCUGUAUCCGGGCCGUGCCUGUACUCGCAGUAUGAAUGUAUCGUCUGAUGACCUCAGCUGUCUCCAGCACCUUCCCGCAGAGGCUGCAGGGCUGUUUUCCUGUAGCUACGGCUCCGUUCACGCGUGCUCCGAUAUAAUGCAAGCCCACUAACCCAAAGCAGCCUUGCGUGUUUCAUCCCCACCAGCACUGCGGACCUCUUGCCGCCAUGGCAACCACAUGGACGGCACAUGUCGCUGUUUCUUUCUGAGACGAAAAAAGAAAUGUGUAUAUAAAAAGAAUAGAUAAAUACAAAUACGACACCCCUGGCCAUAUGAGAUGAGCUGUUGAUACCUCAACCACCGUUUCUAUGCUAACUUUCUGUAUUUCUGUAGUGUUGAUUUGUGUAAAUUUGGUCCUAGAGGAGACCCCCGCCCCCCCACGGCAACUGUAAAUAAACUUAUUUAGAGGAGAUCCUGUGAAAAGUUGUAACGGUGAUCGAGCCAGUAGUGCUGUUCCUCACUCUACAGGCUCGAGUCAUCGACUAGAGGAGCUAGUGCUUCUAGUCGGCUUCGGUCCAGUUUUGCAUGUUGGUGCUGAAAUGUUCUGAAGCUUCUAAGGGGGAUUUAAAGGGGCAGUGGGAUCUUUGGUUGUGCUGAAAGUGACAGAAUGUCUGUAAAUGACUAUUUGAAGUAACUGGAAUGAGCCUGCGCUCGCCGGGUGGUUUGUGUGUUUAAAUUUUCAUUCACAGUUUUACCAGAGAUUUCUUAUACAUUUAAGAUUUCAGACUUAACGUUGAAGCAGAUCUUCCGUACGAUGGGAAUUAAAAUGGAAAGGCGUUACGAAUGAAUUAGUAACAAAGAAAAGAUGUGCUGCAUUUAUUUUCACCCAUAUGUGUGGAAUCUACAAGUGCCCAGCUUUAUUAUUGAAGAGCUGGUUAAACUUUGAUGGGGCUUUAUUGUCUAUUUUUAAUCAAACUUUUUCUCAUAUGGUCUAUGAAUAUUGUAGUUGAUGGAUUUCCAAUGUUUCUGGAUGCUGUUGAGCUGAGACAAGGAGCCCAGUGAUGUCCGCUCGUCCUGGUUUUGGCCACGGUUUUUCCCCCUGAUUGUUUACAGAAAUGCAUUUCAGCGCUGGUGGAUGAUUUUCUACAUGAUUUUAUGGGAAACGAGUUGGCCGAUGUCUCUCUGGCCUCCCCCUCCGCGCUCCUCCUUUCUCCUUUCUGUUGUUGGAGUGCCGGGAGGUUUCAGGCUGUUUGUUUUCUCGUGCCUGUUACAGUACUUUGCCUUUAGUGUGUUUGGGGACGAGUAUUCACCUUGUGUAACCUGGUAAUAUUUAUUUAUUUUUUUUUUGGUAAUUCUGUUUUAGAUCUUCUGGCUACGGUUUAUUUUUAUGGGAGUAGAUAUGAUUCUUCUCACAACUAUAUUGAUACCUUAUUUUUGUUUUUUUCCCUUGAAAAUAAACUGUUCUUGACUUCUUUACUUAGACUAAGAACAGACUAUAGUCUGUAACAAAACUGCUUACAUCAAUUGUAUUUUGUACUGGUAUAAAACGUGUAAUAAAUUGGUGUAAACCA
Molecule: messenger RNA, 4318 nt
Organism: Pygocentrus nattereri (red-bellied piranha)
Lineage: Eukaryota; Metazoa; Chordata; Actinopteri; Characiformes; Serrasalmidae
Gene: rfx2
Product: regulatory factor X, 2 (influences HLA class II expression)
Exons: 19
Coding region: 86-2428 (780 amino acids)
Biological process (GO): regulation of transcription by RNA polymerase II
Cellular component (GO): nucleus
Molecular function (GO): RNA polymerase II cis-regulatory region sequence-specific DNA binding; DNA-binding transcription factor activity, RNA polymerase II-specific
Source: RefSeq, a predicted model, not a curated record